Molecule: messenger RNA, 5948 nt
Organism: Myxocyprinus asiaticus (Chinese sucker)
Lineage: Eukaryota; Metazoa; Chordata; Actinopteri; Cypriniformes; Catostomidae
Product: protein phosphatase 3 catalytic subunit alpha-like
Exons: 14
Coding region: 542-2107 (521 amino acids)
Biological process (GO): calcineurin-NFAT signaling cascade
Cellular component (GO): cytoplasm; cytosol; calcineurin complex
Molecular function (GO): calmodulin-dependent protein phosphatase activity; calmodulin binding
Source: RefSeq, a predicted model, not a curated record
CCAGACAAUGACUUUGCAACGAAGUAUUAAAAAGCCUGACGUCAGUAAAGCAGCAACAAUGCCUCAGCGCGCGCUCGCUCGCUCGCUUAUCUCGUGCGCAGGGAAACCCCGAAUCAGCCUCCGCGUGAUGGCGGUAUGAGGCAGUCCCUGCAAGCCAAAGCGUGGGAGUUCCUGCCUUCGCCAUGUCGGGGUGGUGCUGCAACGAGCUGAGGAUACCCUGAACCAAGCACAAGUCUCCCAGCCCCCCUCCUGCCGCUCCAUCCAUCUAUCUAUCUAUCUAUCUAUCUAUCUAUCUAUCUAUCUAUCUAUCUAUCUAUCUAUCUAUCUAUCUAUCUAUCUAUCUGUCUGUCUAUCUGUCUAUCUAUCUAUCCAUCCGUCCACUGUUUUCCCGAACAAACCGCUACGCAUCUUCCCCUGACCAACGGUGGACGGAGGAGAGACGCACCAAGUGAUGCUGCUAGCCAGCGCAUCCCGCAGCACCGAACACCGUACACUCGCCCGUUAGGAGUAGGCGCACUUUCCCCGGUAUCUACAACAACCCAUGAAGAUGUCCAACGCAGACAUGGGUUUAAACCCUUCCGACCGCGUCAUUAAAUCGGUGCCAUUUCCACUGAGCCACAGGUUAAGCAUGCGAGAGGUUUUUGACAGUGAGGGGAAACCUCGUGUGGACCUGCUGAAGGCUCACCUCACUAAAGAGGGCCGCGUGGAGGAGCCCAUCGCCCUGCGCAUCAUUAAUGAGGGGGCCGCCAUCCUCCGCCAGGAGAAAACCAUGCUGGACAUAGAGGCCCCAGUCACAGUGUGUGGAGAUAUCCACGGGCAAUUCUUUGACCUAAUGAAGUUAUUUGAGGUUGGCGGGUCUCCUGCGACAACGAGGUACCUGUUCCUAGGAGACUAUGUUGACCGAGGGUACUUCAGUAUUGAGUGUGUUCUAUACCUCUGGUCACUGAAAAUCCUCUACCCGAAGACACUGUUUCUACUGAGGGGAAACCAUGAAUGUAGACAUCUGACUGAAUAUUUCACUUUCAAACAAGAAUGUAAAAUCAAAUACUCGGAGCAGGUGUACGAUGCGUGCAUGGAUGCAUUUGACUGUCUGCCUCUGGCAGCUCUGAUGAACCAGCAGUUUUUGUGCGUUCAUGGUGGCCUGUCUCCAGAGAUCCACACGUUAGAUGACAUCAAGCGGUUGGACAGGUUUAAGGAGCCCCCGGCGUUCGGCCCUAUGUGUGACCUGUUGUGGUCUGACCCUCUAGAAGACUUCGGCAAUGAAAAGAGCCAAGAUUACUUCAGCCACAACUCUGUCCGUGGAUGCUCUUACUUCUACAGCUAUCCUGCAGUGUGUGAGUUUUUACAGACCAACAACUUGCUGUCAGUCAUCAGGGCACAUGAGGCUCAGGAUGCUGGUUACCGUAUGUACAGAAAGAGUCAGACCACAGGUUUCCCGUCCCUCAUCACCAUAUUUUCAGCUCCAAACUACCUGGACGUUUACAACAACAAAGCGGCCGUGCUCAAAUAUGAGAACAACGUGAUGAACAUACGACAGUUCAACUGCUCACCACAUCCUUACUGGCUGCCCAAUUUCAUGGACGUCUUUACCUGGUCUUUGCCCUUCGUUGGAGAGAAAGUGACAGAGAUGCUGGUGAAUGUCCUUAGCAUCUGUUCUGAUGACGAGCUCAUGAACGAUGGAGAUGAGAUCUUUGAUGCUAAUGCUGCAGCCGCUCGUAAAGAGGUCAUCAGGAACAAGAUCCGUGCCAUCGGCAAAAUGGCCAAAAUGUUCUCAGUCCUGCGAGAGGAGAGUGAGAAUGUGUUAACCCUGAAAGGCCUAACCCCUACUGGCAUGUUGCCAAGCGGCGUACUGUCUGGCGGAAAACAGACCUUGCAGAGCGCUACCGUCGAGGCCAUUGAAGCCAUCGAGACGGUUGAGGAUGGAGAAGCCAUCCGUGGCUUUUCUCCACAGCACAAGAUCAAGAGUUUCGAGGAGGCGAAGGGUCUGGAUCGUAUAAACGAGCGCAUGCCCCCACGCCGAGACGUGGUCAACAGCGUGGGGCUCUCCAUGGGCAAGAUGAACAUGGCCGAAUCAAAUGGCACGGACGACAACAGCAAUAUCCAGUGAUUCAUCUCGUCCUCCUCCUCCAGUCCCUUGCUCGCCCCUGCUCCUUCUGCCAUAAUGCAAUUCUUCCCUCUCCCCUCAUUUUUACUGCUACUGUCUGUGUAGCAGACGGAUUCUGCGAUAUAUUUAGACUGAACUCCCUGUUGAUGUUCAGCGGCCUCAACAACAAAAAUGAGACGGACAGAAGAGAUGCGUUGCUAUUCAGAACAUGAACACAAAAAUAUUCGUAAAGGCUGGAGGAGAUCAUGGGUGAAUUUCAAUGAUGGGUACUGUGGGAAGGGGAGGCUACUCAAAAGGUCGUUCAAAAUGAAAGUGAGCCACUAAGUCCUUUGGGCCCUUCCGCAAAGCUAUUAGCUUUAACUUUGAGGAGGUAAUUUUGCAGUCCAUGAUCACAUGAUUACAUCCUGAAUGGGGCAUUCUCAUACGGCGCCGCUUAGAGGACAGGGAGGGAAUUAAUUUUUUGUAAAAGUUUUGCAUUACCUCACAAUAUGUUUUGCGUUCUGUUGCAAUAGUUUUGCGUUCCCUCGCAAUUUCUUUAUCCUUCACUUAUGAAAAUUAACCAUGCUUUCACUACAGUAACCAAUUCAACUAUGGUUUUGGUAGUAAAACCAGAACCACAAAAUUUUCCAUGGUUUUGCCAACAGAAUCCAUAGUUCACCUAUGGUUACUGUAGUAAAAUCAUGGUUGAUUUUUGUUGCAAGGCAACACAAAACAUAUUGUAAGGGGAAUGCAAAACUAUUUCAGAAAAAACAUUUCUCCCAUUCUAAAAGCAUUUAUAAUCUUCUUGCCAUUCAUUUUGAAACCUGAGAUAAUUUAUUUGAGAUGUUAGCUGGGAUUUAAACCAAUUUAAACCCAACGGGAAAUAUUUCUUACAUUUUUUCAUUUAUGAAUUUUUUUACAUUCAAAAAAAUAUUUUAGCCUAUUUUUACACAUUUUAAUUUCAUAACAAAAUUCCAUCAAAUGGAAUUGUGUUUAACAAAAAUAAUUAAAUAAAACUGAUAUUGUAAAAAAAAAAAAAAAGAUUGUUCAUUAUUUUAUCAAAGAUUAUUCCAUUCAAAUUGAUGGAAUUUUGUUAUGAAACUGAAAUGCAUGAAUCUUAAAAUAUUUUUUUUAGUGUGUCAAGCACCAAAUUUGAAUUAUAGACACAAAAAGGCUGUAUUUGAUGCAAAAGGUUUACUUGCCAUAACAAUCUUAACAGCUAAAAACAUGAAUUUUGCUGCUAUGUUAUUAAGGUAAAAUUAUGGUUCAACAUAAUGUGAUGUGUGUAGGUGACAGUAAUGCCCAGCUCCCCUCAUAGCACUCACUAAAAGAGCUCUGCCCUUCAGAGUGAGUAGCGCAUAGUGAUGCUCACUUUCGUUUGGAAUUCGCCAAAGGUUGUCAGGAGGGAAUCAUUGAUAGUGUGAGAGUUGCAUGAUGGGAUAUGUAGUUUUAUGACAAUGGGCUUUGUAUAGGAAAUAUAAACAUGUGAAAAGAGGGCAUUUCCUGUUGCUUUUCGUAAGCCAUCUCAACAUUUAAUCACGUGCAGGAUAUGAACUAUAGAUAUCUAUAAUUAAAUUUUACUAGUUUAAAUGCUAAUUCUUGAUAUCAGCAAUGGAAUUACUACUAGUGAAAAUGCAAAUUUUUGAGACCAAUAAUUUGGUUUGCACUAGUAAAAACUUGAUGCUAAUUCUUGAUAUCAAAAAUGGAGUUUCAACUAGUAAAAAUCAUGUUUGAUAUCUGUAACUGCAUUUUCACUGGUAGAAUUUCACAGUGUCCUGUCUUUCACUCCUGUUCAAAAUGCAAUUACAGAUAUCUAUAAUUCAUUUCUUACUAGUUGAACGUUCAAAUGCACAUAUCAUCUGUGUACUUAUUACUAGUAAAAAUAGAACUUUUAAUAUUAAUAAUUACAUUGUUACUAGUGCAAAUAUCUAUUCCUGACAUCAACAGUUGAUAUACUGUUAUAUACCGAAAUAUACAGUGUAUAUAUAUAUAUAUUCAUUAUUUAUAUGUUCAUAUAUAUAUAUAUAUAUAUAUAUAUAUGCUCAAGUGUUUAAAAAUACCGUACCAGUUAAAAUAACAGGUAUCUGAAAUUAACACUGCCACCAGUGAAAACCAAAUUACAGAUAUAAAAAAUUUGCAUUUUUACUAGUUUAUAUCAGAAUCGGCAUUUGCACUAGUAACAAUGCACUUAUUGAUAACAAAAAUGACAAUUUUUACUAGUAAGCAGUAGUCCUAGCUAAUAUGUGUAUUUGGAAUUUCAACUUGUAAGAAAUGUGUUAUAUAUCUGUAAUUGUGUAUUGAACAGGAAAGACUGACAGAUCGUUUUGAAAUUCUGCUAGAAAUAUAGUUACAGAUAUCAGUAAUUUUGCUUUUUGCUGGUUGAAAUUCCAUUUUUGAUAUCAAGAAUGAACAGAUUUACUAUUGCAAACCUAAUUGCUGGUAUCAGUAAUUAGCAUUUUAACUAGUGAAAAUAUAAUUACUGAUAUCUAUAAUUCAUAUCCUGCACAUGAUUAAAUGUCGAAAGGGCUUGGGACAGUUGCUUUGUAAGAGAUGUUUAUUUAUGCGUGUUUGCACUUAUGGGUGUGUGGGCAAAAUGUGUUAUAUAAUAAGUAGGUUUUCACGAAUGCUUACUGUUCUUUUUCCAGGCCUGCUGUGGAAACUAUAACACAAUAAUACUGCUGUAUUUAUUCUUAAUGAGAGGAACGUAUGUUUGCGUUUAUGUAAGUGUGUGUGUAUGAGGUGCUUAUAACCAUUUACUUUUAAAAUUCUCUUGCAGUUCUAUGUUUUGCAAAUAGUACUCAAUAUAUAGCCUACGGCAAAACAAAACUAAUGUUACACUAAAUAACUUCACACAGGUUAUUACGAUUAAUCCACAAAUAACAGAGAUUUUUAUUUCUCGUAAUGCCCCUCAUGCUGUUCAGCUGAGUGCUCGCUGCAUCGUGUAAAUCUGCUGUUGUCACAUUGUGCCGCGGUUGCUAUGGCAGUACUCCCUGUGUCCCGCAGAGUCUGACACUUCCCCGCCUCCUCUCCCUCCGUUCCAGAGCAGAACGAGGGGAAUAUUCAUGUGUGCGUGUGUGCGUGUGAAACAGGGAGGUGAUGUGACCUGAGGGAAUGUGUUAGUCCAUCGUGGAUAUGUGAGACUUCAGACAGGUCCUUGUGAUAAUGGGUGGUUUCAAACUGGUCCUUGUCCUGUACAGGUGCACUAGACAGAACAGAUUUCCAGCUAAGCAUAAUUCAUGGGAGUUUAUUUUGUAUAUAAAUGCCGUAUAUUUUUAAGGGACUUUUUUUGUUAUUGUUUAUUUUCAUGUUUUUCUUUAAUUCAAGCUAUUCACUUAUUUAUUGUUUGUUUGUUUGUUUACAUUGCUGUACAGGUAAUUAAGCUCCAAUGAGGUGUUAAACCUUGUGCUUUUGGGUUUCUUAUUUAUUGAUGUACAGAAGUUAUCCAGUAGUGUGAAGGAACAUAUAAUUGUGUGAAAGACAUCCGGGCUACCAAAGCAUGACUGCAUGGUUAUUUCAAUUGUAAAUCAAAUAUGGACACACCUUAACGUGUCUCACAUUUUUAAGGAGAAGUAUAUUCUGAUCAUUAUUCUAAACAAUAUGCUGUUUAUUUAUGAUUAUGGUUAUAAUUAUUAAGAGUUCUGCUGGUUUAUUCCACUUUGCCUCAUCCCUGUUUUGGUUGCUCAUUGUGCUUUACUUUAUGAAUAAUGAAAAACUUUCAUGUUUUCUUUGUGAUUCUAUAUCUUGUAUUUUUCUCUGGAGCUUCAUUUUGAGCAUCAUGAUUUCCUGAUCUACAGUACGGACAGUGUGAGCAUGCCCUAUGGGACAAAUCUCUUUUUUACUCUUGAAUAAAAUAUGCAUGAACUUU